AUGGCGGCGGAGGCGCCGGCACCGGCGUCGACUGGCAAAGGCAAACCCCCUGAAGUGGCUGGAGGGGUCCGACGCUCGGCCGAAGUCUCUUCGUCAACAAACGGGAAGAACGCUAAGGAAUCCACCCAGGCUAAAAAAAGACCUAGGGCUACAGCUCAGGCGCCGGAAGUGGUUGAGUUGCCGGAGUUGCCCAUUGAAUUUAUCAACAAGGAAGCAGUCAUGAGAAUUGCGGCGGCUAUCGGGAAACCUAUAAGGGUGGACCGAGCUACGGAACUAGGAGCAAGGGGGAAGUUUGGUCGAGUGUGUGUGGAAGUUGACUUAACGCGACCUCUGCUGUCGCAAUACAAAAUUGAAGGGGUCACAUAUAUUAUACAAUAUGAAGGCUUGGAUAAGGUAUGUACUGACUGUGGGAAGUAUGGGCAGUCGACAGAUUUAUGCUCUUGCCAUGAUAUGACAGGAGAGAAGGAUAACAUGGGGGAGGAGGCUCCAACGAGCCCAACACAGGACCUAACGAAAGGUAAGACCUAUGGUGAUUGGAUGGUGGUUCAGCGAAAAGGCUGGACGUGA
This is a messenger RNA of Linum tenue, 567 nucleotides long. The record is from the annotation of a GenBank genome assembly. Lineage: Eukaryota; Viridiplantae; Streptophyta; Magnoliopsida; Malpighiales; Linaceae.